CUUACUCCCUUCGACAGGGAAAUCUGGUCGCGGGCGCGUUCCUGCGUCUGUGUUGUGUCGAACUUUGGUACGUGCGCCCUGGCCGGCAAGCUCGCGCAUGCGCCUUUAGCUGUAGCCUGGCUCGGUUCUGUGGAAAGGGUUUAGGCAGGACGGGAGUAGUAGCUGUUGUACCGUGAGGGGAAGGGCGGCGCUCGGCGGCAGUUUCCUCUUUCGGAGGCCCCCAGUGGCUGAGGUGGACGGAGCCGGGCCGAGGCAGCGGGAUGGUCAUGGCGUACUUCGUGGAAAGUUUCUGGGCGAUCUAACAGGAUAUCGUGGUCGACAGUAUCAAAAGCCACUGAGAGAUCCUGGAGGACAAGAAAGGGGGAAAGAAACAAUGGCUUUGAUGUCCUCUAUCAUAAUAUGAAACAUGGACAUGUAUCUACAAAAGAACUAGCAGAUUUCAUAAGAGAAAGGGCUACAAUAGAAGAGGCAUAUUCAAGAUCAAUGACAAAGCUAGCCAAAUCAGCAAGCAAUUACUCACAGCUUGGGACAUUUGCACCAGUUUGGGAUGUUUUUAAGUCAUCAUCAGAAAAAUUAGCAAGCUGUCACUUAGAGCUUGUUCGGAAGUUGCAAGAACUAAUAAAAGAAGUGCAGAAGUAUGGAGAUGAACAAAUAAAAGCUCAUAAAAAGACUAAAGAAGAAGUUUCAGGAACUUUGGAAGCAAUGCAAAACAUUCAGAGUAUUACCCAGGCCCUUCAAAAAGCAAAAGAAAACUACAAUUCAAAGUGUGUGGAACAGGAGCGUUUAAAAAAGGAAGGUGCAACACAGAGAGAAAUAGACAAGGCAGCAGUAAAAUCUAAGAAAGCUACAGAUACAUACAAACUAUAUGUAGAAAAGUAUGCUGCAGCAAAAUCUGAUUUUGAACAAAAAAUGACUGAAACUGCACAGAAAUUUCAAGAUAUUGAAGAAAUGCAUCUCUUCCACAUGAAAGAGAUUGUAGAGUGCUUUUCAAAUACAGUAAAAGAAGUUCACUUACAAAUUGGUGAGGUCCAUGAAGAGUUUAUAAAUAACAUGGCAAACACAUCAGUUGAAAGUUUGAUCCAAAAAUUUGCUGAGUCAAAAGGCACAGGCAAGGAGAGACCAGGACUUAUUGAAUUUGAAGAAUGUAAUACAGCCAGUGCAGUUGAAGGGAUAAAGCCUAGAAAAAGAAAGCAUUUUGGUUUACCAGGGAUUAUUAAGAAAGAAAAAGAUGCAGAAUCUGUGGAAUGUCCAGAUGCCGAUUCAGUUAACAUUCCAGAUGUUGAUGAUGAAGGGUAUAGCAUUAAACCAGAAGCUAGUCAGAAUACCAAAGAGAACCACUUCUAUUCUUCAAGUGAUUCUGACUCUGAAGAUGAUGAACCGAGGAAGUUCCAUGUGGAAAUCAAGCCUGUACAGCCUAACAGUAGUUCUCAUUAUGCCAUGCCUUCACUGGAUGAAUUAAAAGAAUCAAUAGGGAACAUCACACUUUCACCAGCUAUAUCUAGACAUAGUCCUGCACAAAUGAACCGGAAUUCAUCCAGUGAAGAAUUAACAAAAUCAAAGCUUUCUGCUUCAUCUAAUGAGAAGGGGAACAAUGAUCUCCUGGCAUGGGAUCCACUCUUUAGGAAUUCUGGUGAUUCAUCCUCCCUGACUUCAACAUUGUCUUCAUCCUCAUCAGCAAGACCGACCACCCCUCUUUCUGUAGGGACCUUAGUGCCUCCCCCAAGACCAGCUUCCAGACCAAAGUUGACUACAGGGAAACUCAGUGGAAUUAAUGAAAUUCCAAGGCCAUUCAGCCCUCCUUUGACCUCCAAUUCCAGCCCACCUCCUUCAGCUCCUUUGGCACGCGCAGAGAGUUCUUCCUCAAUAUCGUCAUCUGCUUCAUUAAGUGCAGCAAAUACACCCACAGUUGGUAUUUCACGUGGUCCUAGUCCUGUCAGCCUUGGAAACCAGGAUACGUUGCCUGUUGCAGUGGCUCUUACUGAGUCUGUUAAUGCCUACUUCAAAGGAGCCGAUCCCACAAAAUGUAUUGUGAAAAUCACUGGUGAUAUGACAGUCUCAUUCCCAAGUGGGAUUAUUAAAGUCUUCACCAGCAAUCCAUCUCCAGCUGUGCUCUGCUUCAGGGUAAAAAACACAAGCAAACUAGAGCAGGUUCUUCCAAAUGCACAACUUAUAUACAGUGAUCCAUCACAAAGUGACUCCAAUAUAAGGGAUUUUUGGAUGGACAUGCAAGCUGUUACAGUCUACCUCAAAAAGCUAUCAGAGCAGAAUCCUUCUGCCUCUUACUAUAAUGUAGAUGUUCUAAAGUAUCAGGUAUCUUCAAAUGGCAUCCAGUCUACACCUCUGAAUCUUGCCACUUACUGGAAGUGCGAUAUUAACACUACUGAUGUAAGAGUUGAUUACAAGUACAACCCGGCCUCUAUGGCAGUGCCAACUGUGCUGUCUAAUAUACAGGUCAUGGUACCAGUUGAUGGAGGCGUAAUGAAUAUGCAAUCACUUCCACCAGCAAAAUGGAAUUCAGAACAGAUGAAAGCUUUUUGGAAAUUACAUAGUAUUUCAGAAAAAUCAGAAAAUGGAGGCUCUGGCUCCCUGAGGGCCAAAUUUGAUCUUUCAGAAGGACCCAGUAAGCCAGCAACACUUGCAGUGCAAUUCAUCAGUGAGGGAAGCACUCUUUCAGGAGUAGACGUUGAACUAGUAGGCACUGGCUAUCGGCUUUCCCUAAUUAAGAAGAGGUUUGCUACUGGACGAUAUAUGGCAGAUUGCUGAUGAGUGUGCAGGGGAGAAUCAGUUCUCUCAAUGAAUAGAAAUUCACUAUUUUACUUCCUUUCCAACACUAUUUUAACAUGCAUUAAUUUUUGAAAAUACGUUGCUUAAUUUUUGGAGUCUUAUAUCGAACAAAAAUGCACUUUUAAAAAUAAGUCAUUGAAAACAAACUCUGUAUUUUAUAAUAGCACUGAAAUGAACACCCAACACUAUCUGUAGAUCAACUGAAAUAUUGGGAAACAAAAUUAUUCAAAUAUUUAAUACUUAUGUAGCCUCAGAGCCAAAAUAGCAAUCUUUUCUAGUAUUUAAAGUGUGUGGUGCUUUGUGACACCUUAAACAACCACAACAUAUUUUAGCUUUCUAUAAAUAUUACUAAAGUAUAUUUUUUCAGUUUCAUUAUUGCCAUUCCAUUAAAGUGGCAAAGCAAUUUUUGUUUCAUUCUUGUAUAUUCAUGUGCCAUAUCUUGUUAGAGAUAUGUAUACAAAAUAACUUGAUUUUCAUAUACCAUAUAUAAUUAAGUGUAUAUUGUUUUAUAAAAGAUGGUUUUAAAAAUGUAAAGUGCAAUGUUUUUUAAAAAUUGCAACAGACAACAGAUAUUUACUUCUGCCAUUAGUUAUCUUUAUGGGAGUUGCAAUUUUUUAAUUAAUGCUGUAGAUUAAUUUAUUUUUAUAUGGAAUGUGUAACAUUUGUGCCUUUUUAAAAUUGUGCCUGUCAAAAUGUCUAUGUGCCUCUCGUUUCUUUUUCAAUUUCUAGAUCUUCCACAAAGAACACUUGAUGUUUUUCCGUGUUAUAUGUACAUCUGUGUAAUUCCCAUGGCAGGGAUUUAGAAGGGAAACGUAAAAUAACUAUAAAAUGGCCUUUAAAAUAUUACACGGAUUCCUAGUGGGUUAAUUGCAAUAAAUGCAGCCACUGUAAAGGGAACUGCUUGACUUUGAUACAUUCAGAGAAAAACAACUUGUUAUCAAAAUUUCAGUAUCACCAAAGAUUUGUAAAAUCCUGAAGAUGUAUUAAAUGAUUUUAAAGCAAUUUAUACAAGAAUAAUUGUAGCAUUCCCUUUUGCUGACUAUAAAGUUUCAAGUGCUUUCAGACCGGCAUGAAUGUAAAUGCUGUACCUUGUGAGGAGUAACAUUCUUUUAAAGAUUUAUUUUGAGCAGAACAAAAAUGGACAUUCAUGUUAAAUUUCAACAAAACUGAUAAACUAAGUAUUUGAAUCUUGGAUUUGCCAUAUUUUAAACACAGUGGCUCUGAACAACAGAAAUAACAUAUUAGGUUAAUUUUUAGCAUAAAUUACUACUUUAGAGCUUAUAUAUUAUGCUGUCAAGACCUUAUUAAAUGCUGAAAUAAAAAGUCAUAGAGGUAUGGAAUUUUACAUACCUCUGAACUAGUGUGUGGGGGGAAAUAGUUAAAUAUAGAAAUACUUGUAAAAUAAUUAAUGGAUUCAUCAGUCAACUUUAUGUUAACCUACUAUAAAGGCUGCAACUAAUGACAGGUACAUAUGUUGAUGCAUAUGUUGUGUUGAUUUCAAAUAAAUUUAUACUGAGCCAAAUACGCUCCCCUCCCUCUACCCCCUCUUUUGUCCCCUGCAAAAGGGAAGACAGUGUGGCAAUUUGGGGGAGCUAGGAAAAAAUGAAGAACUUCUGGUUGGAAGGUUGGCUUACAUUACAAAGUGGCCGAAAAAGAAAUGCUUUGGUACCAUUUCAUGGCUUGGCUGCUCUCAACAGCCCAGUAGCAUUCCUUUUGUAAUUAGGGACAGAAUGUUCCAUAAAAAUGAUGCUAUGUAAUGCUUAGCGUUAUUCCCAGAAGCACCCUUUGAAGGAAAGAAAAGGUGGCUGUCACCAUUAGCCAAUGAUGUAGAAUAGUUCCCAUGGGGCAUUCUGUUCCUAAUUUCAAAGGGAAUGUUGCUGAAGGCAGCCAAGCCACAACUUGAAGAGGCAGUAAAUAUUUUUUCCUUUUUAAAAAGACUGCCACCUUGUCUUAAAGGUAAUCCUACCCCACACUCCAAGGUUCUUUGAUUUCAUCCAUUCUCUGAAGACUGGGUUAAUCUUAGGUGGGAGCCCCUCCCCCUCAAACAAAUGCUGAAAAAAUCUGGGCUGACUAUUUCAGCCUAGCCCUAAUUUAUACACUCAUAACUGAACGUAGGAUUGCAGUCAAAAGAUGUAUAUUGAAUUAGUUUACAUUUUAAUGUUUUCAUUGUUUUAUCAAAUCGUAACUGGGAUUUCAUUGGAGCAGUAUAUACUGGAUUUUCAUAUUCUAAAAUGUAAGUCUUUACUGAAUAUUACUAGAAUUUUAAUUAAAAUAAUUGGCAUUUCAAAUGGUACAGCCUUUUACUGGAAUCUUAAUUCUAAUCUGCUAAUACAAUCAAAACUGUUGAAUUUCAAUAGUAAGGCAUUAAUCUAUUUUACUCUAUUUUUAAUCAUGUACUGUUUCUAAAUUAGUGAAAAAGCUAUUUCAGCACUUUUAAUCUAGCCUUAAUGCCAAGUGUUCUCAAACAUAUCAUUCACAAAGGGUGCAGGUUACAAUUUUGAAGCCAUACAAGUUUAUAUAGAAAUUUUGUAAAGAAAUCUAGAAAUUGUAUAAAAAUACAGAUAUCUGAAAAAUUGCAGGUAGCAAGCUGGAUCUUGCUUCUUUAUAAAAGUGGUCAAUUUUGUAGCUGCCUCUUGAGGAAUUUGUAAACACAACUCUAAAGGGUCUUUGGUUUCUAUGAAUUGUAAAUUAGAGCAAUAUAAAUCUUUUAGAAAAAAUGUAAAUACAUUUGAUCUUUCACAAAAUGUAAAAAUAUUGCACCCCAUAAUAAACACGUAAUAUAUAACUUAUAAA
This is a messenger RNA of Rhineura floridana, 5577 nucleotides long. It is a transcript of the gene FCHO2, whose product is annotated as FCH and mu domain containing endocytic adaptor 2. The transcript has 27 exons. The coding region runs from base 400 to 2763 and encodes 787 amino acids. Gene Ontology annotation, biological process: clathrin-dependent endocytosis; clathrin coat assembly; synaptic vesicle endocytosis. NCBI's taxonomy places the organism in Eukaryota, Metazoa, Chordata, Lepidosauria, Squamata, Rhineuridae. The record is from RefSeq and is a predicted model, not a curated record. Gene Ontology annotation, cellular component: cytoplasm; clathrin-coated vesicle; plasma membrane.